Molecule: messenger RNA, 950 nt
Organism: Populus trichocarpa (black cottonwood)
Lineage: Eukaryota; Viridiplantae; Streptophyta; Magnoliopsida; Malpighiales; Salicaceae
Exons: 7
Coding region: 131-799 (222 amino acids)
Source: RefSeq, a predicted model, not a curated record
UUGGAAGUAGGAAAAAAAAACAUAUUUUAUAACAUGAAUUUUGCAUCACAGAAAAAAACCUCUGAGUUCCGAAGUACAAAAGAAAGAAUUGUACUUGAAGACAUCAGUUUGUCUCUGCAGAGAAAGAGAGAUGGCAAGUAUAGUGACAACAGUGAGGAAUGCAGAGAAAUUAGUGGAAAGAACCAUGAAAGGAAACGACGCGUCACACGAUGCAGCUCAUGUGUGGAGAGUGAGAGACCUUGCUCUCUCUCUUGCUCAAGAAGAAGGCCUCUCUUCUGAUUCAAUGGAAAUAGUAGAGCUUGCUGCACUUCUUCAUGAUAUAGGUGACUACAAAUACUUAAGGGAUCCAUCUGAGGAGAAAAUUGUUGAGAAUUUUCUGGAGGAAGAGGGAGUAGAUGAAGUAAAAAAGAUGAAGAUCCUGGCAAUCAUUAAGGGGAUGGGUUUUAAGGAGGAACUUGCAGGGCAUGCAAAUGGCGAAUUUUCUCCAGAAUUCAGGGUUGUGCAGGAUGCUGAUCGGCUUGAUGCAAUCGGUGCAGUUGGAAUUGCCCGAUGCUUUACUUUUGGUGGAAGUAGGAACAGGGUGCUUCAUGACCCUGCUAUUCACCCACGCUCAGAUUUGUCAAAGGAACAGUAUAUGAAGAAAGAAGAGCAGACAACUGUGAACCACUUCCAUGAAAAACUUCUCAAGCUGAAGGAUUUGAUGAAAACAAAGGCUGGGCAGAGGAGGGCUGAGAGAAGACACAAGUUCAUGGAGGAAUUUUUGAAAGAGUUCUAUGAAGAAUGGGAUGGACGAGCUUGAUAAAAGGUAGUUGUUUUCGAUCUUAAAUGAUGUUAUUGAACAAAGAAAGAUGUUAUUGAAUUCCAAGUGAAUGAGCCCUUGGCAAGUGCUAAUAUGUAUGCCACAAACUUUAUUUCAGCAAUGGAGGUAAUGAUAUAUUUAAGUUCAUCCA